GUGAGAAGAGGGGGGAGCUCAGAACCAUUUACUCACAACCAACAACAGCGCACAUAUACUGUACAUAACAUCGCUAUUUCGGCGAGCAGACGAAGAACACGAAAAACGAAGAAAUAUUGUAGCCGAUAUAUCGCGUUAUACUCAUUUUUAUACACAAAAUAAACUGAGUUGUUGUCUUAUUUUUACUAAAUCUCUGAUACUGAAAUCGGUGUUGUUCUCUAACCGACCGGCAUGUCUUACCAAGGAAAGAAGAACAUUCCUCGGAUAACGAGUGACCGGCUGAUUAUCAAGGGUGGGAAGAUAGUCAACGAUGACCAGUCUUUUCAUGCAGAUAUAUACAUAGAAGAUGGGAUAAUAAAACAAAUAGGAGAAAACCUUGUUGUUCCUGGAGGGGUGAAGUCAAUAGAUGCCUAUGGUCACUUGGUGAUCCCAGGUGGAAUAGAUGUCAACACCAGUCUUCACAUGCCGUACCUGGGAAUGACCCCAGCCGAUGGCUUCUACCACGGAACAAAGGCAGCGCUGGCAGGAGGAACCACCAUGAUCAUUGACCACGUCCUCCCAGAGCCUGGAACAAGUCUCCUUGUUGCUUAUGAUCAGUGGCGAGAGCUGGCUGAUAGCAAAUCCUGCUGUGAUUAUUCUCUGCAUGUAGAUAUCACACGCUGGCAUGAAAACCUCACAGAAGAACUUGAAGCUUUAAUCAAGGACAAAGGGGUGAAUUCCUUUCUUGUGUUCAUGGCCUACAAAGACAAAUACCAGUGCACUGAUUCCCAGAUGUACGAGAUAUUUGGAAUUAUCAGAGACCUGGGGGCCAUUGCUCAGGUGCAUGCAGAAAAUGGGGACAUCAUUGAGGAGGAGCAGAAGCGAUUGCUCGAGUCUGGGAUCACUGGUCCUGAAGGGCAUGUUCUUAGCCGACCAGAGGAGGUUGAGACUGAAGCUGUGUAUCGUGCAAUAACCAUCGCUAAGCAAGCCAACUGUCCACUGUAUGUCACAAAAGUUAUGAGCAAAGGUGCUGCAGAUACCAUAGCCCAGGCCAAAAGGAAAGGCAUGGUCGUUUAUGGAGAAGCAAUCUCAGCUAGUCUUGGUACUGAUGGAUCCCACUACUGGAGUAAGAACUGGGCGAAAGCUGCUGCCUUCGUCACAUCCCCUCCACUGAGCCAAGACACCACGACUCCAGACUACCUGAACUCAUUGCUGUCCUGUGGAGAUCUUCAAGUAACUGGCAGCGCCCACUGCACAUUUUCAACAGCCCAGAAAGCAGUAGGCAAAGAUAACUUCACACUCAUUCCUGAGGGGACUAAUGGGAUUGAAGAAAGGAUGUCGAUAAUCUGGGACAGAUCUGUGACAACGGGGAAGAUGGAUGAAAAUGAGUUUGUAGCGGUAACGAGUACCAACGCGGCCAAGAUCUUUAACCUGUACCCCCGGAAAGGGCGGGUCGCACUCGGCUCAGACGCUGACCUGGUCAUCUGGAAUCCCAAAGAAACCAAGAUCAUCUCAGCAAAAACACAUCACUUGGCAAUUGAAUACAAUAUCUUUGAAGGGAUGGAGUGCCUUGGGGCUCCAGUGGUUGUAAUGAGUCAAGGCAAAAUAGUCUUAGAAGAUGGGAAACUCCGUGUCACAGAAGGGUCUGGACGUUUUAUCCCUAGAAAGACCUUCCCAGACUUUGUUUACAAAAGAAUAAAAGCAAGGAACAGGAUGGCUGACAUCCGCGGUGUACCAAGAGGCCUUUAUGACGGGCCAGUCCAUGACGUCACUAUGGCAACCAAAGCCGUGGCAUCCACUCCGUCAUGCAGAGGGUCAUCGUGCCCUGGCAAGGCCCAGAUGGCUCCCCUGCGGAACCUGCAUCAGUCUGGAUUUACUUUAUCUGGAAAUCAGAUGGAUGACCAUAUUCCCAGACGCACUACACAGCGGAUUGUUGCUCCCCCUGGAGGCCGAUCUAAUAUUACCUCGCUUUCAUGAUCUUUGAUAUUCAUUUCUUCAGACCAACAGCUCGUACAAUAUAUUGGCUAGUCAUUUCCAGUAUGAAAACACUGCCAAGAUUAUUAUCAGGAAAAGCAAAAAGACCCCCCACCCCCCACUGCCACCUCUGCUUGCUCGUGCAAUACUCAUAUCAACUGCCAAAAGUCUCCAGGCAAACAUUCAUUUUUAUAUAACGUUGUAGCCUAUAACCCAAAGCAGUAUGAUUUUUGCAAUUGUAUAACGGCAUGCAUGUAGAAAGAACUGCUCAUAGUUACAGUAUAUACAUAAUUAUAGUACUUGGUAUAAAUAUUCUGGUGUGCUUUAAUGCUAACUUUAUUCAUAUGCAUAGAUUUCAGAACACAGUUAGAUGCUAAGCUAAACGAUAAUAGCUUUAAUGUACUCCACUUACUGUGUUGUUUGUUAACAGACGUGUACCCUCUGCUGUAAAAGACUAACAGGUUAAUUAUCACAAAUGAUUUACAAUAAUCAGUUGGGAUUAAUGCGUUAUCUAUAAUUAUAGUUAUUUUUUUAUUUUAUUUUUUCAUGAGUUUGAAUUUUCUUAAAAUACUUUUUUUCCUAGCUAAAAUGUCUAGGUGCAGAAUUAAAUCAAAAUGAUAGUGUCGCUAUAGCAACAUGUUUUUUAAAUGGCCAUAGUACUGCUAUGAUUUUUAUUUCAUCCAGGCCAAACUUAAUUGAAAGGUUUAACAUUAUUAGAUUCAAGCUUUAAUUGCUCAUCUUGGUAUUAGCUCCAGGUUAACCCCCAAGUCUGAGGACUAAAGUUAAAAAAAUGUUUCAGGAAAACAGUUGUCAGUAUGUUUGUAUCUGUCCAUGAGUCACACCAUGCAUUAUAUGAUAUUAGUGGUAAACAUAAAAUGAACGUAUGUCCCAAGUUGUAGCACUGGAACGUCUCCCUGUUUACAUUGUGAUUGUAUUGUAGAUUGUAUUUAUGUUCCCCAUGUACAUUUGGAGCUUCUUGAUGGUAGUCUUGUCUAGAUUUUAGAACCAGUCCUUGCUCCUGGCUGCAAAGUGCAUUAUCACAAGGAAAACAAACCCCCUUUGUUCUGUGGACAUGAUGUUUUGAUUUUUUUUUUUUUUUUUUUAAAUAGAUUUUUAAAUUGGUGCUGUAAAAAAACAUACAGUCAAUGCAUUGAACGACUGUCGUCUUGAACAUUAUUUGUCGUUUUAAAUGUAAGUUGUUCUUGUUCUUCUACCUUUAUAAAUUUGAAAUUUGUACUCUGCAACUUCCUACUAAAGUAACAGUUUUUAAAACCAACAUACCACUACUAAGUUUCCUUGUUUUCUUUCGAAAGCUGUAUUUUACAAACAUGUUUACCUUUUAAACUAGGAUCCAAAUGGGCUGGUGUUUACUGGUAUGACAAAAACCAAUGUACUUAAACUACUCUACCUUCCAGUCUCUCUGUCACUUUGUUUAUCUCAUAUGACCAUUUCAUUUGACGUUACAUGUAAACUAUCAAUUAAAGGCUUUAAAAAUA
This is a messenger RNA of Polyodon spathula (Mississippi paddlefish), 3449 nucleotides long. Its product is annotated as dihydropyrimidinase-related protein 4-like. Gene Ontology annotation, molecular function: hydrolase activity, acting on carbon-nitrogen (but not peptide) bonds, in cyclic amides. Lineage: Eukaryota; Metazoa; Chordata; Actinopteri; Acipenseriformes; Polyodontidae. The record is from RefSeq and is a predicted model, not a curated record. Gene Ontology annotation, cellular component: cytosol; cytoplasm. Bases 232 to 1956 code for a protein of 574 amino acids. The transcript has 14 exons.